AUGUCUACCGCCGCCGCAAAUGUGAAGAAACGGACCCUGAAGCGUGCGCCAUCUUCCCGAGCAAUAAAUGAUUCGACGACCGGCGUAUCUCGGACCCACCACGGUACAACACGCUCAAGAAUCGCUGCAAGCUCCGGAAGUCGAGAAAGUUCAUUUCUGGCUGUUGUCAGCAAAGUUACUGACAAAAAUUACACCCAAACACCCAGACAAGUUGUCCAGGUGUUUGAUGAAAAUGGCAAAGAUCGUACCCCCCUGGCCCUCUACCAGCUAGACCCCACUGUCGUGCAGACCACACACCACAGGAUCUUUGCCAGUGAGACCUCGGGUGGCACAUCAUCAAAUUUGUUUUCCGCCUUGUGCCAGACAACCCAUGGGAGCUUUCCUGGGCCCUUUAGCAGGCCAAUUUUUGGUAGCAGCACAAUAUCCAUAUCCAGCCAAUCUACCAUGGAGUCAGUUAAUGAGGAGAAUGAGGAUCCAUCCGCUAAACGGGACAUUGCUACUUGCCCCACAGAUGUGCAGGUGAGGAAAGAGGAGGUGGAGGAGCAGGUGAGAGAGGACAUGUUGGAUAAUGUGGUUGAUUGCAUCAUUUCUGAGACAGAAACUCUUUCACUCCUGGACUUGCCCAAUGUCUUUGUGUCAGCGGAUGCCGAUGAUGCAGAAGCUAUAAGGAAGAGAAACAGUACCUAUUCUGAAGUUUGCAAGAAUAGAAUGGGCAACGAUAAGUAUGUGGAACGAUGGACACAGACAUUCAACGGGGCGCCAAAAAGCAAAGGGGUCCAGGCUGAUUGCAUUGUUAUGGUGGAUGCAGCCUCCACUGCUACCACUUGGGAUAUGUAUGACUCUUUCUUUGGAGCUGAGCACGAUGAGCCGGAACUAAACCCUGUCCCAGAGAAAGUUUGCCACACGGAGGCCAUCAUGGACACCAUCAGAUGCGUAGACAAGACCAUGUCAUUGGUCAGCACAGCCACAGAAGGUAGCAUCUCAAGCACACGGACAGAGGUGGACACAUUCAUGAUCCAGGUAGAUGAUGUGCCAGACCCGGGGCUGAUUCUGCUGUCAGAAAAGUUCCAGCACAGCUUGUUAGUAAUAGAAAGGACCAUCCUGGAAAAUAUCUUUCAACCCAAGUUGGCUGCUUACAGACAGCUACCCAUACUGCAAGACCCAUACAGUGUGAUGAAGCCUGAGGUGGUGGAAGAGAAAGAGAAAGACAUGAAGAGCUCUCUGACUCCAGCUCUAGAACAUCUCUGGGCCUUUAGCUGUGAGCUCACCGCAGGACGCAACAUCAGCUGUAUGGCCUGGAACAAGAUUAACCCGGACAUCCUGGCUGUGGGCUAUGGUGAGUUUGACUUCAAACAUCAGAAAUCAGGCCUGGUCUGCUGCUGGUCCUUCAAAAACCCCAUGUGGCCCGAGCGAGUCUACCACUUUGAGAGCUCAGUGUCUGCUCUCGACUUCUCAGCCUGUAAUGCCAGUCAGUUGGCUGUGGGGAUGCAUGAUGGCAGCAUAGCUAUCUACAAUGUCCAGAGCCAAGAAAGGACGCCUUUGAUAAGAAGUGAGUGGACCCAUAAGGACGUCGGUUCAAUACUGCAGGUGAAGUGGAUUGAAAUAGAGAUGAACUUGCCAGGAGUGUAUAGAGGAGAAGCUCUGAUCUCCAUAUCGACAAAUGGCCGGAUUAGAAAGUGGUAUUUGCACAAAAACCUUGAAUGCAUAGACCUGAUGAAGCUAACGAGGAUAACACAUGAAAAGACUGAAAAGCAGGCCAGAGAGAAGAAGAGGGAGCCAAAGGCCUUAACAUCAACACGGACUGCCGGGCUUUGUUUCGACUUCCAUCCAACGGAUUCCAACAUCUAUUUGGCUGGCACACAGGAAGGCCUCAUCCAUAUGUGCUCUUGUUCCAUUAAUGAGCAGUUUCUGGAGACAUACAGAGGACACAAGGGCCCUGUUUUCCGGAUUACAUGGUGUCCAUUCUGCCCUGACGUGUUCCUGAGCUGCUCUUCUGAUUGGACCAUCCAGCUUUGGGUGAAGGACCUAUUCACGCCCAUAUUAGGUUUCACCUCCAACCAGAAGGCAGUGUAUGAUAUCAUGUGGUCCCCAAAGUGUGCCACAGUGUUUGGAGUUGUAAAUGAGGAACAAGUGGAGAUCUGGGACCUGGGAUCUAGCAUCCUUGACCCAAUAAUUGUGAGCCCUGCCCGUCCCGGAGUAAGGCUGACCUCCCUUCUGUUUACCAUGCAGACAGACUGCAUUGAGGUUGGGGACAGUGAAGGCCAGGUUUAUGUUUAUCUACUCAAGAACCUCACUGUUGGAAAGGGCAACCAGGUGGAUACUUUGGAAGACAUCAUUACCUCCGCUCUUGGCAGACAGCUUUGAGGGAUGUGCGCAUGCACACACACACACACACACACACACACACACACACACACACACACACACACACACAGACAUAUGCCCUGAACAAGACACACACGCCCAUGUGGUCAGAGAAAUAGGCGACUGAGUGUCUCUGUUUUAGACCAAU
Molecule: messenger RNA, 2512 nt
Organism: Lampris incognitus (smalleye Pacific opah)
Lineage: Eukaryota; Metazoa; Chordata; Actinopteri; Lampriformes; Lampridae
Gene: dnai4
Product: dynein axonemal intermediate chain 4
Exons: 17
Coding region: 1-2364 (787 amino acids)
Biological process (GO): cilium movement
Cellular component (GO): axonemal dynein complex
Molecular function (GO): dynein light chain binding; dynein heavy chain binding
Source: RefSeq, a predicted model, not a curated record